GUUUUUUUUUUCUCUUCCAGAGCUGAGUUGGAGUUAUGGCCUUUGUGUUGAGUCAACCUAACCAUGGGUCUCACAGCCUGGUAGUGUGUGGGUGCUACUACUAACAGAAAGGAACAUGGCAUUUGGGCCAUGUCUGGCAUGACGAUGAACAUGUUUAAGGUUGAGUCGGACUACAUUAACUGCACCAUCAGCCAUGAGAUCCACCAGUACCUGUUUUCUGGAGCCUACAUCCUGGUCCUUCUGAUUGGCGUGCCCACCAACGCCUUCUCCCUCUACCACGCCUGGCUGCAGCUGAGAGCCAAGAACGAGCUGGGGGUCUACCUGCUCAACCUGACCAUAUCGGACCUCCUCUACCUGGCCUCGUUGCCUCUCUGGCUGCAGUACAUCUUCCAGGGAGAUGACUGGAGCCAAACGGAGUGGCUGUGCCAACUGUGUGGCUUCCUGCUCUAUGAAAACAUCUAUAUUAGUAUAGGGUUCUUAUGUUGUAUCUCUAUAGACCGUUACCUGGCCGUGGUGUACCCGUUCCACUUCACAGCAUUCCGGAGCAUGCGGGCGGCUACAUUGGCCAGUGCGUUCAUCUGGUUGAAAGAGAUUGCCGUGGGCGUGGUCUUUUUCAGACACAAGGAACUAAGCACUGACCGCACCAACCAAUCGGUUUGCUUUGAGCACUACCCCAUGCAACCAUGGGAGUACCCAAUUAACUACUACCGUUUCUCCGUUGGCUUCCUGUUCCCCCUGGGCAUCCUGUCCGUGUCGUAUUUCAGAGUCCUGCGGGCAGUCAGGAAGAGCACUGGCACUCAGAGUGCCCAGAAGACCCGCAUCAAGCACCUGGUGACCAGCACUAUCGUCAUCUUCCUGGUAUGUUUCUCUCCGUACCACGUGUUCCUGUUGCUGCGUACAGUCUUUGAGAGGGACUGCGCCUUCAUCAUCAGUAUCUUCAACUACUAUCACUUCUCCCUGCUGCUCACCAGCUUCAACUGUGUGGCCGACCCGGCGCUGUACUGCUUCGUCAGUGAGAGCGCCCAGCAGGGGCUCCAGCAGGCCCAGGAGGCCUGUACCCAGGCCCUCUGCUGCAGCUGCCACAGGGGACAGCACAGCCCUGUUACCGCCACCACCACGGGGACAGACUCCAACGAGGUGGCCACCUCCAACGAGAAGGGGACAACAACAGUCACACCGCUGACACAGAACCAGAUGAUUUAGCAGUAAUAUAAAUAAUACAUGGGUUUUAUAAAGUUCUUUGGAAGGACCUAAAGAUGCUUGAAUAGUAGUCUAGGAGUUGGAACCAGAUUUGGAUAAGAGGGAUGGUGGGAAAAAUAAUAGUGACAGUGACAUGGAACAUUCUGCAAUGAGAUGUCAUAAAAAAAAGUGUUAUAGCAGUGCUACAACAGUGUUAUAAGGUAAUGUUUUUUGUUUUUAAUUUUACAACGCUUUCUUUUGAGAGUUUUGAUUUCAAAACUAUCUCUAUACAGGCUAGCAAAUUUCUUCCUGUAACAUUUUGUUUCUAUCUCUCAUCACAUUAUUUAAUAUUCAUUCUCAGGGUUUUAAAUCCCAGACGGUGAUUUCAGGAGUGACUGACUUCAUACCUAUCAGCACAGAUCAGACAUAUCAACACGUGACCUAAUUUAUCUCUAUCGUAGGUCCUCUAGGAUUCGUGGGUUAGAUUCUUGCUGCUCAAUAUCUGUGAAUCGCUCCCAUUUCAGGGGUAUGUAAAGGAUUCCUCAACUUAGCUCAGAUUCAUAAAUGACAUUGUGUGUAGAGCAUAAACAAAAAUACAUACAAACAGUGAGCUCCAAAAGUAUUGGGGCAGUGACAAUUUCUGUUGUUUUGGUUCUGUAAUUCAGCACUUUGGAUUUUAAGUCAUACCCCACCAAAAAUGCUAACCUCCCCAGUUAUUGUAAUGGUGAGAGGUUAGCAUGUCGUGGGGGUAUGAUAUUUAUGCCUCUAACUUUCUCUCUAAUCAUUAUUCAUGAUUCAUUCAGGUUUAUCUGUAAUCAUGGUUGCAUCCACAUUAAUGUAAGUGUUAAGAAACCUAUUCUAUUCUUAUUUACAAUAAAAGUGACUCCAAAAGGACACAUUAUUUACCAUUCAUUUCUAUUGGGCAGUGCCCCUGUGACAACAAUUUUGGACCCCCUUGUGGCCCCCCUAAAUGUGGAAUAUGAAAUAAUUUUUACAUAAGUAAUUUUUUCUAUUGUUCUUAUUUUUACAUCCUUUAUUAGACAGUGGUGAUGAUGAUUAUGAACUUGGUCUUUUGCCUGCUAAUGCCUGCAAUGCAGUGAAGAAAACGAUAUGACAACAAUAACGUCUAAUGUAACUGGCCCCUCUAACAGUACAACUGGCCCCAGCUUGGCCCCCCCAGUUGAAAUGGUCUAGAACCGCCACUGUUGGGCACAAAAUAAUCUGAAACACAUUCAAAACAAAUAGCAAAUGCAUCCAACAAGUUUAUACAGUUACAAUCUUAAUGUAGUAAAGAUGUGCUAGGAAUAUUGGACCAAAUACAUCACUUUUUACUACUUUAUUACAGAUAUAAGUAAAUUUGUCCCCUGAAAUGGGGCUACUAUGUACAAAAAGUGCUGUAAUUUCUAAACGGUUCACCUGAAAAGGAUGGAUGAAAAUGCCCUCAAAUUUAAGCUGACAUUCUGCUCUUUAACCUCCAUAGUCAUUGCAUCCUUUCAAAUCCAAAGUCCUGGAGUACAGAGCCAAAACAACAACAAAUGUGUCACUGUCAUAAUACUUUUGGAGCUCACAUAAAUGCAUACAUACAUACAUUGGUUAAGAGCCUUAACAUUUAAAAUGAAUGAAUUUCUGUUAUGUUGUUUUUGUGCAUCUCUGGUGAUGUCUAUUGAUUCCCGGGUCAUUUCAUGUGUAUCUGAACUAUUGCCGUUCAAGCAGGCAGAAAUACAGCCAGUAUGACAAGUUAUGCAUCAUUUAAAUCUUAAACUUGAUUUCUGACAUGCACAACAUUUGGUGACUCUAUCAACAGUGGACCAAUUAAACAAAUACCAAAAGAUAGAUUUUAAGUGGAUUAUUCUAGCUGAGUCAAGCUCAGUAGUACCCCAGAGGUCCUGACUUACUUGACUUCUUUGUGGAGCAUAGGUCAAUCACAAUGUUCUCCACCGCAUUCUCUUUCCCAGGGGCCUGCCCUGCCUCUAUUAAGGAUGUCUUAGUUGGAAGAGCACCAUGACGCCCCCAUCCCCUCUCCCAUUCCCAUGUCUCCCCAGGCUGUGUCCUGGCCACACAGCCUGAGUAUUUCCAGGUUAAACAACCCACAUGAGGACCAGCACAGCUGACCUCUCACCUUUCACACACUGCACAGAUUUUCUGCUGCAUGUUUCCCCUCCUUACAUUGGUAUUUUUACUUCUUUAAGUACCAGAUCUUCCCAAAGCAGAAGGACAUAGGAAAAGAGGAAUUUCAAUGGUGAAUGAGGCAGUUGUAAAUCACCUAAGGAUGAUGAUGAAUUGGAACAUGUAAGGCAAACAUACAGAGAUAUUCAGAGCUCCUAAAUCAUGGGUGAAUAACUUCAUACAGUAGGAGACUGUGUAACAAUAGUGUUGACUCAUACAUCGCUAUCAGCCCAAAAGAAAACGCAAGGAAAUACACAUUUACUGCAGGGUCUCUAAUGGUAUCAAAUGUAAUAUUUGUUCAAAUAUUGUAUAUGUAUGUGUAUGCAUGUCACUUUAACCACACAAUAAGAACAUAUGAUAUAUCUGUAGAGUAAUGUUCAAAGUCUAUUUUUGUAGAUAUGUCUUAACCAAUUCAUGGGUUUAAUGUUAUCUUGUUGACUUCUUGCUAUUUGAAAGAUUUGCUUUGUGACCAUGUGGUCUUGCUUGACGUUAGCAGUGACACUGUAUUCAGUGAUGCAGGAAAUGCAUUCUUGUUGCGUAGGAUAGUUGCUGUUACAUGACUUUUAUUCUACAUCUGCUGAAGUUAUGAACCCUUGCUGUUUUUCUUUUCAUUUGGUCUUAUUGGAAAUGUUCUCAGCAGAUCUCUCAUAUUUACAACAUCAAUAUUAAAAUGCUGCCAUAA
Messenger RNA from Salmo salar (Atlantic salmon), 4027 nucleotides. Its product is annotated as G-protein coupled receptor 68. Gene Ontology annotation, cellular component: membrane. Gene Ontology annotation, molecular function: G protein-coupled receptor activity. Gene Ontology annotation, biological process: G protein-coupled receptor signaling pathway; cellular response to pH. The record is from RefSeq and is a predicted model, not a curated record. NCBI's taxonomy places the organism in Eukaryota, Metazoa, Chordata, Actinopteri, Salmoniformes, Salmonidae.